AUGACAGUCUCAUUGCCAGUUCGUCGAAUAGCUGUAAUCGGCGCCGGACCAUCUGGCCUCGCUGCAGUGAAAUAUAUCCUAGCUGAGAAGUGCUUCGAAAAGAUAGAUGUCUUUGAGAAGAGAGGAUCGGUUGGUGGAGUCUGGAACUACACACCUGCUGCCGUCAAAUCUGGCCUGGUGACUCCUGUGCCACAGGUGAACCCGAAUGCGCUGCUCGAUGGACCGAUAUGGCAUCCGACUGGUGAUAAUGAGGAAACACUUCAACCUACUUUCGUCUCUCCAGUGUAUAGCACUUUGGUUACCAAUAUUCCAAAAGAUUUGAUGGCGUACGGUGACAAAUCAUUUCCUCCUGAAUGCCAAGUGUUACCCAAAUAUUCGACUGUGAGGCAGUAUCUGGAGGAAUAUGCAAAGGAUGUCAAAGACCUCAUACAGUUUGAAACCGAGGUUCUGGACGUCAGAAGUGAAGGUCAAACUCGCAAUAACUGGAGUGUGACGACCAGGAACUUGCGCACCCGCGCUGAGCUGACUGAGUCCUACGAUGCCGUGGUGGUGGCAAGUGGACAUUUCAAUGUCCCAUAUUUACCGGAUAUUCCAGGCAUAACAGAGUGGAAUGACAGCUACCCUGGUAUCAUCUUGCAUUCCAAAUCCUAUGACUCUCCCGAGCCUUUCCAUGACAAGAAGGUCAUUGUCGUGGGGAGCUCAGCCUCUGGACUUGACAUUGGCGGCCAAAUAAGCCCAGUGAGCAAGGGUCAAUUGCUUGUUUCUCAGCGCACAGAACCAAAUGCUUCCCUUGCCACCGAAGACAAGACUUAUUUCCCCGAGAUCGUGGAGUUCUUGCCGCCAGCUAGUCAUAAGAGGGCCGUGCGCUUCGCAGAUGGUAGAAUUGAAACUGACAUCGAUGCGAUUGUCUUUUGCACCGGUUAUUUCUACUCAUUUCCUUUUCUGUCAUCUCUCGAUCCGCCAGUUAUCGGAGAUGGUCGGAGGACCCUCAAUACCUACCAGCAUCUUUUCUACAUCUACAAUCCUACACUUGUGUUUCCUGUCCUCCCGCAGAGGGUCAUCCCGUUUCCCUUGUCUGAAAACCAAGCGGCAAUCUUCUCUCGUGUUUGGUCGGGACGAUUGUCUCUCCCAUCUACGGCAGAGAUGAAGGCCUGGGAAGACUUCACUCUCGCCGAAAAGGGCGACGGUACAGCCUUUCAUCUGAUGCAUUUUCCUUUGGAUGCUGAGUAUAUAAAUUUCCUUUACAACUGGGCUACUAAAGCCAAACCACGCCAGGGCUUGGUCAACAGUGGUCAGGGCAAACAAGGUAAUUUAUGGGGAGGCAAGGAGAGAUGGAUGCGUCAGAUGUUUCCUGAGAUCAGGAGAAAAUUCAUUGCGAAGGGCGAAGACUGCCACAACAUCACAUCUCUCGCACAGCUUGGAUAUGAUUACGAGGAUUGGAAAGAUACACAAGAGCAUGGAGUGUAG
Molecule: messenger RNA, 1467 nt
Organism: Aspergillus clavatus NRRL 1
Lineage: Eukaryota; Fungi; Ascomycota; Eurotiomycetes; Eurotiales; Aspergillaceae
Product: putative flavin dependent monooxygenase
Exons: 2
Coding region: 1-1467 (488 amino acids)
Molecular function (GO): NADP binding; N,N-dimethylaniline monooxygenase activity; flavin adenine dinucleotide binding
Source: RefSeq, a predicted model, not a curated record